This is a messenger RNA of Odocoileus virginianus texanus, 4514 nucleotides long. The record is from RefSeq and is a predicted model, not a curated record. Lineage: Eukaryota; Metazoa; Chordata; Mammalia; Artiodactyla; Cervidae.
CCCACCCCGGGCCGGGCGCUCGGGAGAGACAGUCGCGCUUGGAGCCUAGUGCAGCUCCUAGCCCCUGACAUCGGGCUCACCCCAAGCAUCCUUCCUGGGGGGCUGCGGAAAGUGGAGCUACUCUGUCGUUCCGAGGACCUGGGAGGAGUACUGGGUACCCCUGGGGCUGAGCCCUUGGGGGCGCACACUCAGCCAAGCCGGACCUUGCUUUUUCCGAAGGGCCCCUGCCCGCAUCUGGGGCGAGAUGGCCGCAGGCGUCCGGGCGUCUGAGUCCUGGGUUCUCGUCUGCUUCGGAGCGCUACUGGCCCGCUGGGUCGCCACAGGAUUGGAGGCUGGCAUCAUUGGAGAAAUUCACGAGAACAUCACCCUGCACUGUGGCAACAUCUCGGGACCGAGGGGCCUCGUGACCUGGUGCCGCAAUGACUCGGGGUCCGUCUUCCUCUUGUCCUCCAAUUCCAGCCUCCCACCAGCCCAGUCGCGCUUCUCUCUGGUGAAUGCCAGCUCCCUGCACAUCGAGGCGCUGAACCUGCAGGAUGAGGGGAACUACACCUGCUCUGAGGUCCUGAACAAGACUGAGACCCGGAGGUUCCAAGUGUGGCUGCAGGUGGCCAACGGCCCCUCACAGGUUGAGGUCAACAUCUCCAGCACUGGCAGGCUCCCCAACGGCACCCGCUACGCCGCCAAGGGCUCCCAGGUGGACUUCAGCUGCAGCAGCAGAUCCCGGCCUCCACCUGUGGUUGAGUGGUGGUUCCAGGCCCCAGAUUCCACCGCCGAACUCUUUGGGAACAACCUGACCGCCAGCUGCUUCACGCUGUUACUAAUGUCACAGAACUUGCAAGGGAACUACACCUGUUUGGCCAAAAACGUGCUCAGCGGGAGACAUCGAAAGGUGACCACCGAGCUCCUGGUCUACUCUCCCCCUCCGUCAGCCCCCCAGUGCUGGGCAGAGGUGUCACCAGGAUUGUUCUCACUGCAGCUCAACUGUCGCUGGGCGGGGGGAUACCCAGAGCCGGACUUCCUGUGGACAGAAGAGCCAGGAGGUGUGGUCGUGGGGACAUCGAAGCUGGGGGUGGAGAUGCUGAGCCAGUCCCAGCUGUCAGAUGGCAAGAAGUUCAAGUGUGUCGGGAGCCACAUAGUGGGGCCGGAGUUGGGAGCCAGCUGUGUGGUACAGAUCAGGAGCCCCUCCCUUCUCUCUGAGCCCAUGAAGACUUGCUUCGUGGGGGGCAAUGUGACGCUUACCUGCCAGGUGUCUGGAGCCUACCCCCCUGCCAAGAUCCUGUGGCUGAGGAACCUCACCCAGCCUGAGGUGGUCAUCCAGCCCAGCAGCCACCACCUCAUCACCCAGAGUGGCCAGAGCUCCACCCUCACUAUUCGCAACUGCUCCCAGGACCGGGACGAGGGCUACUACGUCUGCCGGGCUGAGAACGCCGUGGGGGUGAGGGAGGUGGACGUCUGGCUGAGCGUGAAAGAACCUUUAAACAUCGGGGGAAUUGUGGCCACCGUCGUGAGCCUCCUUCUGCUGGGACUGGCCAUUAUCGCCGGGCUCCUGUUGUAUUACAGCCCCGUGUUCUGCUGGAAUGGAAGCACUUUAAGGAGGCAAGACAUGGGCGAUGUCAUGGUUUUGGUGGAUUCGGAAGAGGAAGAGAUGGAGGAGGAAGAAGACGCUGCAGAAGAGGAAGAGGAGGAAGCUAGUGAGAGGGAGGAGUCGCCAAUAGAAAUAACCAAGUAUGGCCACAUUCACAGAGUGACUGCGCUGGUGAACGGGAACGUGGACCAGAUGGGCAAUGGACUGGAGGCUCUGCAGGAUGACAGCAGUGAGCAGCAGAGUGACAUCAUUCAAGAAGAAGACAGGCCAGUGUGAAGAAGACAACUGUCCUUUGAUAUCUCGUCUCAAAAGCUUGGAAAGCUGUGUUCAAGAUGAAUUUCAUAUUCUGCUUUACUUGAUUUGCACCCCUGCCUGAGGGCUGCAAAGGGUUUGGAGGUUCUCAGCAAAAUAGGAAAACACAUACAUCUUUCCUACCCCCCCUCUUUUUUUUUUCUAAAUUGGUUUGAUUUACUGUAACUUUUCUCAGUGAUGGUGAAAAGCUUUUGGGAAUGGGUAGUGUAUGUGGGGAAAGCUCCAUUUGGGCUUUCUCCAGGUUGACUGAUGCUGAGAUGGGGAGCAGGAGUGGGGGGAGGCAGUAGGCCUCGCUGUCCUUUGUCACUAUUAAAGGUCUGUAACUAGCCCGUCCUAGUACAGAAGGUAACAGUAUGGGGUGAUAAGGACAUUUCCUUUCUCACUGCCUAGGUGAGCUGAGGAACCAGGUGAACAUCAGCUCUCUGGAAAGGUGAAGAGGUGCCAGCUACUGCUGUUAAUCAGAGGGAGGCAGUUUGCUUUGGGAUUUGAGUUCCAAACACCCAGGCUUCAAUCUGGACCCGGCUCCUUGCCUGUUUCAUGGGUUUGGGCAGGUAGCUUUACCUUUUCCCUGAGCCUCAAUUUCCUCACCUGUGAAAUGGGUGAAAUCACACUUACUUUACAUCUCCUUUGCCUUCUCUAGUGGAAGAAAAAAAGAUGUCAGCUGUUCAGUUACAAACUGCUGCCUGGGCCUUUCAUUCUCUGUAGAAUGGUUCCAGACCAGGGCAUCAUCAGAGCUCUCCUGUGGAUUUUUGCUCUCCUAGAGAUGAAAUUCCUUUCAAAAGAGAUAGGGAGCGAUAAGAGGAAGUGCCUUUCACCAGAACCUCACAUAUGUCAGAGCUUCAUAUUUAUAGAAAAGCCUCUUAGGUGAUGCACUAUUAACUUUGACUUUCCCACCCUUCCUUUCUCCUGUGGCUUUGAAAAAGGCAGGAGGAAUGUUUUGUAACAUAGUAGACCUGUGGCCUCAGUUUCUUCAUCUCAGAAAUGGGAUUGGGAAAACAUAUUUCCUUCCUAAGGAUGUUAUGAGGAUACGCUGCUCAAUAAUGCUAAGUUCUGAAUGAAAAUAACAUGUGAGGAGUUGAAGCUGCUAUUGUUUCCAGUAGAUCCCUGUAUAGAGUUUUUUUUUUUUCCCCUUUUCUUUCUGAUUUCAUCCUAAUCUCUUAAAACGUCAGGGACUUUUUAAGGGUGUAAAAUAUGUGUGCUAAACUUGAAAAUCUGACUUGAAUUUGCACUCUUUAAUACUGCAUAUUCUGCUCUAACAGGCAAGACUUAAAGGAGAACUUCCUCUCCGAUAACAGGGCCUGGGACUUCUGAGAAGCUGGUUAUCUGCAGGGUUACCUUGCAGGUGUGGUUGGGGCAGGUCAAUUUUCUUGGAUGAAGGAACUAAACUGAGGAAGUCACCAGAAGUGAGAGCCCUGUCCUCAGCUCAGAACACUGGGGAAGUCAGAGGCUGGUUGCAGUGUCCACGCCUCAGGAAUUCCUGUGGCCUUGUUCUCUUGAUGGGCUGGAUCUUUUGCUGCAUGGAACCUCACGUACUUAACCACUCUCACCAGUCUAAGUUAGUGUCAUUUCAGAACGGGAUCUUAAGACAGGCUGUGUUUAAAAUCAUUGAACACUGAGCUAGUCUUUGAUGAAUCCAUUUCUGGAUCUGACAGUCCAUUGUGCAGGGGCAACCAUAUUUUACAAAGGAAAAGCAAAAAAAACUGUGGGGGGGGGGCGGCCGCGGGGCACAGAAUUCCCUACCUGGAAGGCAGACAAUGAUUUGCAAGAUGAUGGAAAUGCUCCCCGUGACUUCCUCUGACCUGAUGAUAGGAAAUCUUCAAGAAAGGAUUUUCCCCUUGCAAAUAGGAGCUUCAGGGUCAUGGUGCCAAACAUGAUAAACCCUUGUCCAGCUGAGCUGUGACUGCUGUCACGUGUAUCUGAGCCCUGUGUGCACAGAUAAUAUUGUUGGGUCAGUUGAGAGCUGAAGUACUGGGUUGGGGGGUGCGGUCUUCAAGCUUUAAGGAUUUUUAAAGAAUUAGGGCUUUUUUUCCUGUUCUUUUAAGAUGACCCAUCCCCAACUCCACUAGCACGUGGUCGACAGUGGGUUAUAGACUUUUCUGUGGCAAAGUCCAACUCGUUACAGUGUGCUUUAAAAAAAAAAACAAAAAACUUACCUGAAGGAAUUGUGAACUGGAGACCAGGAGAUACACUUAUCAGAACCUAGAAGAUAAAUACUUCUGGGCCAUUGCAACUGACAUUCCUUUUCUGCAAAACCUGGUGGACCUUGGGGAGGGGGGUCCCAUAAUCCUGUAGCUUUGAUAUCAGUUUCCAUUCUCACAAGCACAUACCUAUACUCUUACUGCAGCAGGAAAACCCAUGAUGGAAAAUCUCUCUCACCUAGGCACUGAAACCUGGAAAAUCAUCUUCUUUGGGUAAAAUUUAUUAUGAUGCAACAUGUGCCAACUGGUAUUUCUCACCAUGGUCCUGGCCAGGAACUGCUGCAAAAAGAAACAGCUCUCUCUGCACUGCUUACAUUUUAAUAUUUGGUAUGGAGGUGGGGGGCUGGGAGAAAUUCAUCCUGAUGUUAGAACAUGGAUUUGUUUUUUAAGAUAAUAGAAUAAAGUUAUUUUUAAAUAAA